This is a messenger RNA of Rhopalosiphum maidis (corn leaf aphid), 2730 nucleotides long. RefSeq lists its product as uncharacterized. The transcript has 2 exons. Gene Ontology annotation, molecular function: protein dimerization activity. NCBI's taxonomy places the organism in Eukaryota, Metazoa, Arthropoda, Insecta, Hemiptera, Aphididae. The record is from RefSeq and is a predicted model, not a curated record. The coding region runs from base 298 to 1230 and encodes 310 amino acids.
GGCAGUCUUGUCUCCGGAGCCUCACACGAGAGACUUGAAUGACCGGCACCACGCUGUACCAGUCAGUCGGACGUCGUACGCCGUCAACGCGCGAGUUCUCAUUGCCGCGAGUCUGUAGUGGUGUGUACGACGCUUAACUUUUACGAUCAAACGAUCCACUUUACACAAGUUCAGCGAUGAAUUUUGAUUGUCAUUUGCAGUGAAUUAGUGAUUUUUUUCCGCAUAACAUAUAGACGGUUUUCAUUAUUAUUGUUGUUAAAAGUUUAUUUUAUUUUUGAUUCACGCAUAUCCGUGAAAAUGGCUGAGUUCGACGCGAACAACAACAGUGCGCCGCCGUUACCAGAAAAAGCACAGGAAAAAUACUCUUUGCGACCCAGGGCGUCGUUAAAACGCGAAGAACCCGACGAGGAUCACGAAGACAAUUGGAAACCCACGACUCGGGGUCGGUCCGCCAAACGACGUCAAAAACCCAAGCCUUUGAGCAGGUACCGAAGGAAGACGGCGAACGCGCGCGAGAGGAGCCGAAUGCGCGAGAUCAACGAAGCGUUCGAGGCGCUCCGCCGUGCCGUGCCACACCUGGCGGUGGACGCACACAACGAGAAGCUGACCAAGAUCACCACGCUCCGGCUGGCCAUGAAGUAUAUCUCGGCGCUCAGUGGCCUUCUGACCACGGCGCCCGGUGCCCAUCAGUCUUCGCUGUCUCCGACCACGGCCGCAGCUACGACCACCGUAUGCGGCGGCGGCGGCGGCGGCGGCGGAGGAGUCGUCGGGACGGCGGCAAUGUCGUCGCCGUUGGUGUCGCUGCCGAUCACAACAGACCAUCUGGCCUCGCUUGGCUGCUGUCUAUCGCCUUCGACUUCCGACGACGUGGACUCACUGCUCAGCGAGUACGCGUCUGAUUUACUCUGCGGUGGCGGCGGCGGCGGUAGCGAGUGCUCUUCCGCCGCGUCCACCGUCGGGUUUCUCGCCGAUCACCAUCACCACCAUCAUUCGUCCGCGUUCUUGCGGGACUUGCCGGGCGCGGUCACCACUUAUUCGCUGUCUCCGUCGUCGUGCUCCACGUCGGCCACCGACGUUGUAGGCUUCCCGUCACCGUUGCUGUCCGCCGACUUCCCGGUGGACGUGGCGGCGGCGUUCAUGCCGUUUGCCGACCACCCACUGCCGCCAAUCGACUUCAACGGCGACCCGUACAUGUUCGAAGACAACUUCGCGUGCACGGAGUUCAGCUAGACCCCGAUUGGGUGUCGUCAAGGUGCCAUAUAUAUUUACGACAUACGUGUCAUACGUAUUCGGUGUGUGUAAAUUUUUUUGUACGUCUCUCGGUGGGAUUUUGCGAGAAAAAUGGGUCAAAUUUUUUUUCCCUCGAGAAAAUGUGAUAUAUAUUUUAUGUUUCGACGUACCCUGUUUACGAGUAGAUAGACAUACCUAAACUGUCUGUAUAGUGCGUAUGCGUCGCUUACUCCCGUCACGGCUGAUGUACGCGUCGACCGUCAGCUGUAAACGUGCAUAAAUGUUUUCCCUUCGAUUUUCUCUCGAAUAUAUUUUCAACUGUGAUAUACUGUUCCCUCGUAUUAAGUAGUGGCGGCCGUCGAUUUCGACAACUCCACCCCUCCCCACGACCCGUCCAUACUCUUGCCAGUAAAUCUGUUACGCACGCUGUAAUGACAUCGUGUGUGCGUGUGUGCUCCCAAGUAAAUUAUUCUAUUUGUUUUAAAUGAAACGUGUACGUCUAUCCCAUUCGAUGAAUAAUAAUAAUAAUAAUAAUAAAAACCGAUCUAACGUUUUUAAAUCCGACUGGUGAAACUGGUUAUUAUUUAUUCUAUACAUAUAUAUAUAUUUAAUGUAUAAUAUACUUAUUUUUCCCUUCAGAUCCUUUCCUUGGCUUUCUUGAACAUAAUAUUUUAUACUUUAUACAUGUCUCGGAACCAUAUUUAACGAUAUUUACGCAUAUCGUCGUAUAAUCGCGAUUAAAAAAAAAAAAAAACUCAAAUUCUGUUUUUCGAUUUAUCAUUGUUUUUACGUGUGAUGAAAAAAAAAAAAUAAUAAUGAUAGACGGGCUUGUACGAUUAGGGUUUCGAUCGAUUUUGCGUUCAUUUUGAUUAUAGUUCGUUUUUAAAAACAUUGCAUUGGAAGUAGUAUUUGCGAUAUCUCCGCGUAACAAUUUUGUUUCUACAGUCGAUGAUUUAUAUUGAUGGCCAAUCUGUCUCAGAUGAAUAAGAAAAUCAACUCAUCCGACCUCCCGUCGAGUCUAAACAUAAUAACUGACGUACACGCAGACGCGUUUAAAUAUUGGCUUAGGAUAAUAUAUUUUAUUACAUUAUAUUCUCGGCACACACAUAUACAUACAAGACUAAGAGAUCCAACACCUUUUUUAUUUUUUUACCAUUUGUUAUGUACAGCUUCACGAUGACGUAUGCACGUAGUAUAUUAUUCUCGCGUUCACGCGUAUAUGUGUUGUAUUCGACUUCGAUUUGUCCUAUUUUUCGUUAACUUUUUGGAUAGUUCACAUUGCACACCGAUGACUUUCCCUGCGUGUGUUGUACCCAAUUAAAAAACGGGUAUUUUGGUUUAUUUUUCUAUUGUCUUUUUGUUACCUUUAGCGUUAUGACGUCGUUUAGUGUUAUAAUUAUACUAUAUAUUAUAUGUUGUAGAUAAUAUAUACACGAAUAGAUGAUAUAUUUGUACGUUAAGUUUUGUAAAUUAAAAUCAUAUAUACUUGUACAUAAAAUU